Fusarium oxysporum Fo47 is the source of this 1645-nucleotide messenger RNA. RefSeq names its product ubiquitin-binding protein CUE5. Gene Ontology annotation, biological process: ubiquitin-dependent protein catabolic process. Gene Ontology annotation, cellular component: cytoplasm. The transcript has 4 exons. The record is from RefSeq and is a predicted model, not a curated record. Gene Ontology annotation, molecular function: ubiquitin binding; ubiquitin conjugating enzyme binding. NCBI's taxonomy places the organism in Eukaryota, Fungi, Ascomycota, Sordariomycetes, Hypocreales, Nectriaceae. Bases 151 to 1401 code for a protein of 416 amino acids.
UAAUAUCACAAGCAAGGCCAGGCUGAAGCGAAAUCCCCAAUUUCCCUGGAUAUUGCCCAUCUUUCAACCGACUUCUAAUCAAAUCUCGACUGCGAACUCGUGAUAACUUCAGACUGAAACUAAAUCAUACCAACGACAAGUGCGAUCAGGAUGUCAGCCCCUGGAGAAACGAACAAGGCCACCGCCGAGAGUGGACCUGAGUCGCCUACUACUGCGCGACCCCUUGAUCUUGACGACGAUGAUGUUCAGGAAUCUGGCGUUCUCGAUAGCAACACUACACCCGCUGCUGCGACCAACACCACUACCACCCAGACUCAGGCUCAGGCUCAGGCACCAUCACCCACGAACGAGACAGCGCCUCCUAAGCCUCCCCGACCUGUUUCCGAAGCGCAAAAGAAUGAGACUAUACUCAAGGAAGCAUUCCCUAGCGUAGAGCUGAGUGUCAUCAAGGCUGUAUUGAGAGCUAGCGGUGGUCGCGUUGAGCCAGCGUUCCAUGCUUUGCUGGAGAUGACCGAUCCUGAUGCUGCGCAAAACGAACCCGCCGACGAAGUCCCCCCGCCUCAACCCCCUAGGCCUCAGAACCGAUCCCAGAUGUCGCAAUUGGAGGCAGACGAGCUAUAUGCACGCCAGCUUGCAGAACACUACGAUAAUGUUGGUGCCUACGAGUCGCGCACUGCCAACCGAGGUCAAAGACAGGGUCAGCGAGGUCAGGAUGAAUGGGGUGACGACCGUGAGCACAGCUUCAUUGACGAUGACCUCCCUGUUAUUCGCGAAAACCUACGCAAGGGAUUCUUCGAGACACAGGAAAAGGUCAACGGAUGGAUUACAAACAUCAAGAAGAAGAUCGAGGAGAACUUUGAUGAGAGUGAAGAGCAGACGCAACGACAAGGAGAGCCCUUCCGUCGUCCCGGAGAGUCCAGCAGGCGAAGCGGUGAUUAUGACCGAUAUGAUGCGGAUCCUCAAGUCCUCAGCGAUGAUUUCGCUGGCAUGAAGUUUUCUUCUGAUGGAACGCCUGUGAGCCGACCCAUGGCCAAUACUGGCAUGUAUAAGCCCCCUCCCCCAUCAGCUUCACCCAAGCCCAGCAACGGCCGACGAGUUGGUUUCAAGGAGGAGACUGAAGAAAUCAAUAUGUACGACUCUUCACCUAGAGUGCCACCCAAGGAUGCAGCUCCCGCGAGUGGCACAAGGGGAAGCAAGUGGCAGCCCAUGUCGGCGGUUGAGCCAAGCCCUAUCGCAGAGAACGACCCCUUUAGUCUCGGAGACAGUGAAGAUGAGAGGGAAACACAUCAGAAGAUCAAGGACGAUAAGACUGAUGACAGUGAGCGCUUGAAGAAGGCUACUGCUGAGGCCAUGGCUGAUAACCUGAGCGAGUCUAAAGACACGGAGGCAAAGAAGAACUAGAUGGUAGCAGAUUGACAUAGACCAGUCGUACAGUCUGAUCUUGGAAGAGGAUGGAAGUCAUGAAGACGUAGUUGAGAGUCAUGAGAGCAGCAUAGUCGAAGAUUUUGGUGCCACUCUCGCUGUCAUAGCAAACAUGGGUGGUCUGUUUCUGGUUAUAGCUCCGUAUCGUAUUUCACGACGGUUCAGAAGGUAGCAUAUAGUAGCCUUUCUUUUCCUGGUUUUUGCACACUCUGCUGUCCUUCCA